AGGUAAAAGGAAAAGGAAAAACCAGAGUCCGCUUCCAUAAUAAUAAGUGGAAGAAGAUGUCAUUCAGCAAUGGCGGAUUCUCCAAGUCCACCCCCACCUCCCCUCCAAUGUCGUCGUCUCUCGCUUCCCGCCUCCUCCUUAACUCCACCCCACGCCUCCUCCCUCGCUCCCUCCUCACCUCUCCUUCCCCUCUCUUCUCCUCCUCCUCCCGCCGGCCUCUCGAACUCCUCCCCUCCGCCUCUUCUCCCCUCCGAGCGAGGGUCUCCUUGUCGUCCUCUGUCGCCACCACCAUGGGAGACGCCGCUGAUGCCGCCAUGGACGCCGUCCAGAGACGCCUCAUGUUCGAGGACGAAUGCAUUCUUGUCGAUGAGAGCGAUCGAGUUGUCGGUCAUGAAUCGAAGUAUAACUGUCACUUGAUGGAAAAGAUCGAAUCGGAGAAUUUGUUGCAUAGAGCUUUCAGUGUGUUCUUGUUCAAUUCGAAGUAUGAGCUGCUUCUUCAGCAACGUUCUGCUACAAAGGUAACAUUCCCUCUUGUGUGGACAAACACCUGCUGCAGCCACCCGUUGUACCGGGAGUCUGAGCUUAUCGACGAGAAUGCCCUUGGAGUGAGGAAUGCUGCCCAGAGGAAGCUGUUGGACGAGCUGGGCAUCCCUGCCGAUGACGUCCCUGUCGAUCAAUUCAUCGCUUUAGGCAGAAUCCUGUACAAGGCACCCUCCGAUGGGAAGUGGGGAGAGCACGAACUUGAUUACUUGCUUUUCAUUGUAAGAGAUGUCGGUGUUCACCCCAACCAUGAUGAAGUCGCGGAUAUUAGGUAUGUAAACCGGGAACAGCUGAAAGAGCUGCUGAGAAAAGCUGAUGCUGGGGAGGAAGGCUUGAAGCUGUCCCCUUGGUUCAGACUAGUGGUGGACAAUUUCUUGUUCAGUUGGUGGGAUCACGUUGAGAAGGGGACCCUGAAAGAAGCUGUUGACAUGAAAACUAUUCACAAGUUGACUUGAGAGCGUGACAUUACCUGACCGUCAUGGCAUCUAGAGGUUCGUUCAAUAAGUUUGAUAGAGAAGAGUCCUGAAUAAGUAGCUCCUUGUUAAUAAAGUUGAAGAAGAUGAUCUCAAGUAAUUAGGCCUUCUGUUUUAAUGGUUAGCAUACUGCAUGUCUUUUCCGAAUAGAUCUGACCUAAAAGGCUCAGGCAGAGUCGUGUUCUAGUUCAGGCAGAGUCGUGUUCUAGUUCAGGCAUUGUUAUUCCUAGGCGUCGUUAUUCCCAAAUUUUCAUUGCCUUAAGGAGUGUCGAUGAUGUAUGUUACGUAAUUCAUUUGUAAGGCCGUAGAGUUACGUACUUUGUGUGUUGCAUCUCAUGAAAUUCGGCAUUUGGACUCAUGACCUUUCUCUUUGUUC
Molecule: messenger RNA, 1389 nt
Organism: Punica granatum (pomegranate)
Lineage: Eukaryota; Viridiplantae; Streptophyta; Magnoliopsida; Myrtales; Lythraceae
Source: RefSeq, a predicted model, not a curated record